AUGUUGAUUUCCAGCUUUCACCAUCCUCAGGAGCCUCAUAGGCAGGUCAAGAAGCGUCGUAUCUUCCAUGGCAUAUUUCCACCAGCCGCCUCUGCCUCGCUACCCACCCCAAUAGCGACCCCAGCGGGAUCCUUCAAUGAGAAUACUCCCAUAGCGCCGGCUGUUCAAGCCUCGCCGUUCGCCCAGGGCCCGGCCUUCUCGAGUCCAGGGGGUGAAGCAUUCGUUACUCACAGUCGUGCAUGGCAUCUCGCAACGACUUUCCUAUCGUUUCCAGAUUCGCCAUUUGACGUGUCUGAGGAAGAGGGUACUGCUCUGGGAGUCCAGAAGGAUGGUGUUUAUUUGCGAAGGAAAGCAGACUUAUUCGGACAAGAUACACGGGAGGCAAUUACAUAUCUUAUGACAUCCGGGGUCACCGCUGAACCUGGUGAGAACCUGGUCGAGUGGUAUACUUGCGAAGUGCGACGGCAUUUUCUCGAACAUGUCAGACCUAUCUUAGAGGAAGUUGAGAGAGAACCAGUAACCAAAACGCGGCCGGAAUAUCAACUCAAUGACAUUAUUUCGCAGCUUCGAGUCACUUGCAGAAUCUACUAUUCAGUUUAUUCUGCCUACAUAUUACCCUACCUUGCGAAAAUAGACCCGAUUGCUUCUGUUGAGCCCUUCCACCGAUCUCUUGCCUCGAUUAUAGCUUACUCCCUCCCGUCAAAAUUCCCAUCUCUCCUACGAAAGACAUUUUAUGCUUAUUUUACCGUCAUACUGUCCCUUCCGAGUUCUGGAACGGCUGUAACGGAUGUUGGUCUCUUUACGUCACCGCACAUUCCUGGAGCCGACGAAACAGUCCAUAGCACUGAUGUAGAUCUUGAGCUAGAAGAAGAUGAGAAAGCGGCUGUUAAUCAAGAAGAGGCUAACAGACGGUGCGAAGAGGCUAGGCAUGCUGUUUUCAAGCUUGUUGAAAGUUUGAACGCUAUUGGGCUAAUGGCAAAUGGUGUUGGCGAACGUGAAUUUGCUUUGGUUAUCGACCGGGUUGCAGGAGAAUGGGUUACGUAUAGGUUUAGUGGGAGAUACACAGAUUCCGACCUUGAAACCGAAGACGCAGAGGGCGAUACAAGCAUGGCGAAGCUUCCCACUUCGGUUGCUUCCGCGGAAAUUAUGAGAGAGUGGCUGUUUGAUUCACUGAUGCCAUUGGUCGUUCCGAUUAUGAAAAUCAUACGGCCGGGAGAUGUAGACGAGGAGUUGCCCCCUGUUUUAAAUCGUCUCGCACAAAGGCUAUCUAGGGUUCGAAUGAAGGAGAUGUUCGAUAUAAUUGUUGACUUCCCCCAAUCCAUGCCUGGUAUCAUGGAUUUGAUACCGACACUCAACACCCCGAUUGCUCGUUUGGUUCUCACGAGUACAUUUGCGUACACACUUAAUCGGCGGCUGCUGCAUCAGGGUGCUAGUACCGUUGAUGUCCUUCGUGCUUACAUCAACAUGAUAAAGUGUUUCCAAAUCAUUGAUGCGAAGGGCGUUUUACUCGAUAAAGUUGGUGCGAGAGUUCGUCGAUAUCUAAGCACACGUGAAGAUACGGUUGUGGAGAUUGUCAAGGGAAUACUAUGCUAUGAGUAUGACGAAGAAGAUGAGAACAGCGACUCUAUGAUAAAAUCGGCGGACCAAUCCAUAUCGAUUGAGGGUGCUGAAGCCUUCAAGGAGAGCUUGAGACGCCGGAAAGCUAUCCCAGGCGAUGCAGAGGAUCUCGACGACGAGGAUGUCCUUCAGGAAAUCAGCACUGAAUUGCAAGCUUGUGCACAAAUGGGAGCAGACAAGAAAAAUGAGGUUCUCGGAGCUGCUGCCGCCGCGAGUUUGGAGGAUCUAGAUUAUGAUGAUAUGGAUUGGCAGCCCGAUCCAGCAGAUGCGGGGCCGGAAUUCAGGAGGGACAAGGGGACUGAUAUUAUCUCCCACCUUUUCACCAUGCUGGAAAGCACAAAAUUCAUUAACGAGUUUCAGAAUCAACUCGGGAAGAGGCUACUUCUUCAGCCUACAUCGGAGUUUCUGAGAGAAAAGGCCACAAUUGAACUUCUAAAAGUCAGGUUCGGCGAGAACGAGAUGCAAAACGCAGCUAUAAUGCUAAAGGACCUUAGCGAGUCCCGGAAAAUUGAUACACACUUGCGAGACACGAUCCUCACUAAGCACCUUUCUCGGAAUACUGCCAUGGCUGGAGGGCCCCAGAGAAUGGAAACAGAGGUACACGUGAAAGUCAUAAGUCGCUUGUUCUGGCCGCAACAUAUGAUAUCUGAAGGAGAUUUCAAUCCGCCGAACAGAAUAGCAAACACGCUCGAUCUUUUCAAUCACGAAUUUGAACUUUUGAAGAAGUCUCGGAAGCUGAACUGGUUGAAGGAAGAAGGCUUUGCCGUGAUUGAACUCGAGCUAAAUGACAGAACACUCGGUUUCAAACAAGUUCCAACAUACGCUGCAACUGUCAUCGACACGUUUGCCAAAGGGCCAUCCCCUCCGAACCCUGAUAUUCCGCGAGAGCUUAAUGGUGGAGAGGUUGGGAAUGCCUGGUCGAUAGAUCAACUGAAAGAGAAACUUUCUAUGGAAAUUGAACUCCUGCAAAAGUCCCUAGAGUAUUGGGUAGACCGUACCGUUCUUGCAGAAUACCCUCUAAACAGGAAAAUAUACUAUGUGAUGGAAACAUUGCCUCGCAGCGAUAUUCCUGCUUCGAGACGAACCACACCUCACACAUCGCCACAGAAGAGGGAUGAUUCGCACAUAACACCGCGUAGACGGCGGGCACUAAGCUUUAUUUCCGAAGACUCAAAUGACUCUGGGAACGAAGAAGGAGGCACAAGGAAGGAAGAACCUACACCAGCUAAAGCAGAUGCAGAAGACGACGACCCUCUCAAGAAUCCUCGUUUCACCAUGGCUUGGAACUACAUCGCUGGCAUGUUAACAAAUCAAGGCCCACUGACAACCGACAGGGUAUUUGCGACACUUAGUUUGUUCCUAAUCCCCAUGGGCGGGCUUAAGUUUGAUGCCGCAGAGCUGGAUCAUUUCAUGAUGAAAAUGGAAGAGAACGGCAGGGUUGAUAAAACUCCCAGUGGUUGGAAGAUGCGCAAAUGA
Molecule: messenger RNA, 3093 nt
Organism: Orbilia oligospora ATCC 24927
Lineage: Eukaryota; Fungi; Ascomycota; Orbiliomycetes; Orbiliales; Orbiliaceae
Exons: 2
Coding region: 1-3093 (1030 amino acids)
Biological process (GO): ubiquitin-dependent protein catabolic process
Cellular component (GO): anaphase-promoting complex
Molecular function (GO): ubiquitin protein ligase binding
Source: RefSeq, a predicted model, not a curated record